Molecule: messenger RNA, 4055 nt
Organism: Castor canadensis (American beaver)
Lineage: Eukaryota; Metazoa; Chordata; Mammalia; Rodentia; Castoridae
Gene: Arid3b
Product: AT-rich interaction domain 3B
Biological process (GO): regulation of transcription by RNA polymerase II
Cellular component (GO): nucleus
Molecular function (GO): DNA binding
Source: RefSeq, a predicted model, not a curated record
CAGGCCGGCCCCGCGGCGCCGCUUCCGGUGCGGGCCCCGCCCCGGCUGUGGCCCCCGGCUGCGGAGAAGUCGGAGACGCAGCUGCUGCGCCGGGGCCUGAGCCGCCGCCUCCUCCCUUCUAGCGAACCGGGAGCGCCCCGCACAGGUAUAGACCCAGUGUGCCUGCUGGGCCGUGCCCAGGUUCAGAGCCAUGCCAAUCUGUGGGUGAAGCUUGAGACAAUAAUGGAGCCACUGCAGCAGCAGCAGCAGCAACAACAACAACAACAGAAGCAACCACAUCUGGCUCCUCUGCAGAUGGAUGCCAGAGAGAAGCAGGGACCACAGAUGAGAGAAGCCCAGUUCCUGUAUUCCCAAAAGCUAGCCACACAGCCGCCUCUUCUUUCUGCCACACCUGGGAGACCUUCUGGCAGCCCUGCCCUGGGUUCCUUAGCCAGAGUUCUACCUGCCACACCAGUGACCCGAGUGUUUGAACGUAGCAACAUGAACUCAGAGCCUGAGGAAGAGGAAGGAUUGGAAGAUGAGGAUGGGGAUGAUGAUGUUGCAGAGGUGGCUGAAAAAGAGGCCCAGGCUGCUUCUAAAUAUUUUCACGUUCAGAAAGCAACUCGCCAAGAGCCCAGAGCAGCACCCAUGUCUAGUCUGCUUCCAGCACCAGGGCUCCCAGCACAGGUACAACAAGCUAAAGAAGACCAUACCAAAGAUGCUUCCAAGGCUCCACCUUCUGUCUCCUCAGCUGGGCAGUCGAGCUGGAAUCUGGAUGAGCAGCUUAAGCAGAAUGGUGGUUCGGUCUGGAGUGAUGAUGCCGAUGGAGGCCGAGGAAGAGAGAUCUCUCGAGAUUUUGCCAAGCUAUAUGAACUGGACAGUGAUCCCGAAAGAAAAGCGUUCCUGGAUGACCUCUUCAUCUUUAUGCAGAAGAGGGGAACCCCCAUCAACCGGAUCCCCAUCAUGGCCAAGCAGAUCCUGGACCUAUACAUGCUGUAUAAACUGGUGACGGAGAAGGGGGGCUUGGUGGAGAUCAUCAACAAGAAGAUCUGGAGGGAGAUCACCAAAGGCCUGAACCUGCCCACGUCCAUCACCAGCGCUGCCUUCACCCUCAGGACCCAGUACAUGAAGUAUCUAUAUGCCUAUGAGUGUGAGAAGAAAGCCUUGAGCUCCCCGGCUGAGCUCCAGGCAGCCAUUGAUGGCAACCGGCGGGAGGGCCGGCGGCCCAGCUACAGCUCCUCCCUCUUUGGCUACUCACCUGCUGCUGCUACUGCUGCUGCUGCCGGGGCCCCUGCCCUUCUCUCACCACCCAAGAUCCGCUUCCCCAUCCUUGGGCUUGGCUCCAGCAGUGGCUCCAGUGCCAGUAGCCCUCGGAUGUCCCCAGCAACCACUCUCAGGAAAGGUGAUGGAGUCCCAGUGACAACAGUGUCGGUGCCAAAUCGCCUGGCUGUGCCUGUGACUAUGGCAGGCCAGCAGGCAGGUACCCGGACUGCCAUGCUGGAGCAGCUACGGGAGCGGCUGGAGUCAGGAGAGCCUCCGGAAAAGAAGGUGUCAAGGCUGUCGGAGGAGGAGCAGCGCCUGGUGCAGCAGGCCUUCCAGCGCAACUUCUUCAGCAUGGCGCGGCAGCUCCCCAUGAAGAUCAGGAUCAACGGCAGGGAAGACAGAGCAGAGGCCUCGGGUGCAGCACUGAACCUGAGCACAAGCAGCAUUGGGAGCAUUAACAUGUCUGUGGACAUUGACGGCACCACCUACACAGGUGUGCUGUUUGCCCAGAAACCCAUGGUCCACCUCAUCACAGGUUCUGCUCCCCAAAGCAUUGGCAGCAGCGCCAGCAGCAGCAGCAGCAGCUCUCACUGCUCACCGAGUCCUACCUCAUCCCGGGGCACUCCCAGCGCAGAGCCCUCCACCAGCUGGUCCCUCUGAUGGGCAGUACCCAGCACCUACUCCCUCCUUUCCUGCAGAGAGUAAAGGGAGGUGAUGCACCGAAGUUACCUCAUCUCACGGAGCCAUGUCAAUGACCGUCUGGCCAGAUGUUUGGAGUUUGGACGUGUCCGUCUGGCCAGGCUCCAUUCAGGUCCUGCUGUACUCUAGGGGCAGGGAGAGGCUGGAGGGGCAGGGCAGAGCAGCGUUGUCCAAUCAGGGAUUGCCCUGGAAAACUGGGCAGGGGUCUGGGUGUCCAACUUCCUCCCAUCCCAGGGCAGUGAAUUGACAAUCUGUAAGCCGACACAGGGCUGGAGGCCCUCCAUUUCCUUUCCCUUUAAUUUAUUUCCCUUCUCCACCUUCUGCCAUCACCCCAUGAUCACCAGUCUCUCUGCCCAGUCCCCCAGUUUUCAAAUCCAAAGUGGGGCUGCUAGGAGCUGAGAGUGUUUUCAUGGCUUCACAUUGCUGAGUGUGGGAGGAAACCCGCCCAGCCCUUCUUGCCUGCUGUUUGAUUCCUGGGGCAUGAGUCCCUCAAAUCCACAUCUUGAAUCAUCCUCAAAGUUCUAGGAAACAGCACUCGAGGGCAGGCUUCUGGUCCAAGGCCUCCGAGCUUCUGAGAGAGAGGCAAGCACAUAGGCUGCCUGGGCCCUGGCACCUGCCUUGCAGGACCCUCUUCUGACUCCCCCCCAAACCUCAGGCUCCCCAUUUCAUUUUGCCCUUGUUGGCCAGCUCUCCCAAGACAGCCACUUGUCCCUGGCCCCUGUCACUGUCUCUUGGGGCCAUCUAAGCCCCACCAGCCCCUGACCUGCUGAUGUCAGGCUCACUGAAAUACCUCAGAUUUGUAAUUGUUGAUGUUUGAGUCUUCAGGAAAUAUUUGCAUCUCUGAAAUCUUUUUUAUAUGUGUUUUGCUGACUUUUGUUUUUUUGUUUUAAAAUCUUUAUUGUUGCUGUUGUAGCACCAAAGAAAUAAGAACAGAUCGCGGUUCAUAGCUAGCCCCUCCAGCCUGCCCAGGCCCCAGCCAGCAGGUGGGGCGACUCAGGGAUCACCAUGGUGGGAGGGCGGGAUGGAGAGACCCCUGCUUGCCGGUGGGUCCUGAAACCAACACCAUUUCUGCUGUCCCUGCCCCAGUUGACAGGGUAGGGCAGGAAGCUCCUCUAGGUCAGCAUUCCCACCUCAGGACACUGGGCCCUAGGUUCUGCACUGUUGGGAGGUUGGGCUACCUGGGGACAAGGAGAUGCUGAGAGCUCUGACUCUCUUGGCCCUGGAGUUGGAGCAGGCCACUCCAAUGUGGCAGAGAGAGGAUUGCACAAGACUCGCUUCUCAACCAAGUGUGCUCUGCACCGUUUUAUAGGACAGCACCUGCAGUGACUCCACAGAUUGUGGUGGUGUCCCCAGCAUGACUCAUUCAAUCCUGUCUAGGACAAGAAAGGGAAACCAAAAGCUUGCACACAGACAUACCUCAGCCUGGUAAGCAGCAGCUCUGCUGACUCUGCCUGCCUUCCCUGCCCCGGCCUCCACCAGCACGUGAGCAUGCAUACGCACACGUUCUCACACACAUAGCCUGUCCAUGGGGUUGACUCUCUUCUGGCCUUGGAAGCCUUACCCACCAGGCAGGCAAGUGCAGGGUGUGGAUGGAGAAGGGCAUCUGGAAUCUGGUGCCAGGGAGGAGCCCAGGUGGCUGGCUCUGGGCCUGCUUGAGUGUCUCACACAUUUGGCCAGUGUCUUUCUCAGGGUUUGGUCAAGAAAGGAUGGGCUUUUCCCACCCAGAGGAUGCAGAAACAGUAUACUGGGUCUUUCUGGUCAAUGGUCCUCCCCCUUUCUCCUGGCAGCUUGCUGAUCUCUCCCUCUGAAUGCCCCUCACUGCCCUCAAGGCCAGAAGCAGUCUCAGCCAGAAAGCAGUGGCGCUAUGGUCCUGGCCUAACCAGAGCUUUCCCUGUAGGUGCAGACCAUGUGAUGGGCAGUUGACCAGGGCACCUCUGUCCCCUCUCCUCUUUCCAUUUUGUAUGUAUUCUAACCAAGAAAAAUGUGAUAGCACAUGGUAGCCUAGGCAGUGAAUAAAUACCUCAGAUGUUCUCUUGCAGCAAGUGUCUUAUGUGUUGUGGUUAUUUUCUAUCGUACAUGUUCUCGAAUGUUUGUAUUUCAAUAAACCUCUACCU